Molecule: messenger RNA, 1206 nt
Organism: Saprolegnia diclina VS20
Lineage: Eukaryota; Oomycota; Saprolegniomycetes; Saprolegniales; Saprolegniaceae
Exons: 7
Coding region: 1-1206 (401 amino acids)
Molecular function (GO): metal ion binding
Source: RefSeq, a predicted model, not a curated record
AUGGUUGCCGACCCCUUUCAGUGCCCGCCACUGUCACGCUGCGAGCGAGAUCGGCUCAUGGAAAAGGCGCACACUGCGUGCAAGCUCACGGUGCGCAACGCCUGCGCGUUCGCCGCACGCUAUACGCUCGAUAGCGAGCUCCACAACGACCGCACGGGCCGCCACGCCACGAUCCACAAGGGCGUCGACGUCGAUGGCGAUGUGCCCGAGGCCGCAAUGUGUGCCCGUACGCACGUGCGCGCGAGCCUCGAAGAGGUCGCCAACUUUUUCGUGCUCGACACACCCGCCAAGUGCGACGCGUACAGCCGCGUGACGGGCCACCUCGUGCAAGACAAGCAGUCGCUCUAUACUCUCGUGGCCCGCGAAGCCGGUUUGCACUUCAUUGGCGUCAACUGGAUGGUCGCCAAGACGCCGAUCGGGCUCAAAGCACGCGACUUUUGCUACCUCGAGGUCCACGACGAGUUUACCUUUAUCGACCGCGCAACACAGCGCGUCCGGCGCGGCUGGGUCCGCUGCAUGCACUCAAUUCCGCUCCCGUGCUGCCCGUCCUUGGAAAAGUCGCAUGGCUACGUGCGGUCCCAGUUUGUCCGCUCGGGUCAUAUCGUGUUGGAGACGGCCCGCCCCGGGGUGCUUGAGUACUUCAACUUGCUUUGCGGCGUGACGCGGCGACUCGGCUUCACGCCUGUCCUCGCCCAAGACUUUGUCUUGCGGCGCCACGUGAGCCAGAUUCUCAACCUCGAAGAGCAUUUUAUCACGCAGCGGCUCAAAACACUCCUCGAGACACCGACGACGUCCUUCCCCAACAAGGACACGAUCGAGUACUGCAGUGUGUGCUACCACAAGUUUGCGUGGCUCUCGGUCAAGCGGCAGUGCCGGGGAUGCGGUGACGUGCUAUGCACGCGCUGUUGUGCCAAGUGGGACGUCCCGUUGUCCGAGACGGUCAUCUCGAUGAUGGCGUGUCAGCGUUGCACGCGCGAUGGCCACUCCCGGGACUCGUCCCUGCCAGUAUCCCCAGUCCAUAGCCGCUUCCGCCUCGACGCGGAAGACGACGAGGUGGAGCCUCGUGGCCCCAGCGACAGCGACGACGCAUUGAGUCCACUCGGUCUCCAUCACAUGACGUUCAAAGGCGAAGAAGACGACUUGGCGCUCGCCGCCGUGUCUCCGUUCGAGUGGACGUUGCCGUCGCCGCAGCUCCUCCAUCUGUGA